AUGCCGUCCGACGUGGCCUUCCGAGCAAGACAUCCCGUUUGCCUACCGAGAUCAAGAUCAUUGGAACGCGUUGGAAAUGUCGCGACAUUGACCAAAGUCACAUCUGUUCCGAAUCUCGCUACUCUCCGCGUUGGCAAUGAUUACAGAUCAUCGACACUUCAUAAAUAUCGUAGAGACGUCGAUUCGCUUGACGACUGGGCUAUUGAUAGAUACACCUUCCAUGCUCCGUUCUAUUGGCAAACGUAUAGAUACGCUGCUCGGCGGCAAUUGUACGUCGACCCAAUCCCGAACACUUUGGGUCAUGAGUACUCGACAUUCUGGUCCAAAUACAAGUGGUACACUGAUUGGUUGAAUCCAACCUACUGGAGACGAUACCGCGAUCCCAACUACGACAGACCAAUGUGGAACAACUGGCGUCCAUGGCAUUAUGACAACAAAAACGUGAAGGUUGCCAUCGACUUGUACAGAAAUGGAGUAAUUGAUUUCAAGACCCUUGACAAGAACUGGAUUGAGCCUUCAGCUUAUAGCAGACGCGGAAAAGACUGGGCUGAUGUUUACCUUCCAGCAGCACGCUAUGGAGCUCAUCGCUAUUUCUACUCGUUUAAUUAA
Messenger RNA from Caenorhabditis bovis, 609 nucleotides. The record is from the annotation of a GenBank genome assembly. Lineage: Eukaryota; Metazoa; Nematoda; Chromadorea; Rhabditida; Rhabditidae.